Messenger RNA from Xyrauchen texanus (razorback sucker), 5720 nucleotides. Its product is annotated as polycomb group RING finger protein 3-like. Lineage: Eukaryota; Metazoa; Chordata; Actinopteri; Cypriniformes; Catostomidae. The transcript is spliced from 10 exons. The coding region runs from base 192 to 944 and encodes 250 amino acids. Gene Ontology annotation, biological process: regulation of transcription by RNA polymerase II. Gene Ontology annotation, cellular component: PRC1 complex. The record is from RefSeq and is a predicted model, not a curated record.
CCUGUUUCGGCACUGGCCGGACAUUUUCGCCUCUUUGUUUUACUGACAGUGGAUUUAACUCGGAUUCAACCCAAUAUCCAGCGGACCUCUCCGGCCAUAAACAGCUGUGUGAAACAGAGCACAGGAUGCAGAGUUAACACCACCCUGUGUCUCCCAGAAGAAGCCCGGCUGAGACCUUCAGCAGUAGACACAUGGCGGCAUUAGGGAACCCCGAGAUGUUAACCAGAAAGAUUAAGCUGUGGGACAUCAAUGCCCACAUUACUUGUCGUCUGUGUGAGGGGUACCUGAUCGACGCCACAACGGUCACCGAGUGCUUACACACCUUCUGCAGAAGCUGUUUGGUGAAAUACCUGGAGGAGAACAACACGUGUCCCACAUGUCGGAUUGUCAUUCACCAGAGUCAUCCACUGCAGUACAUUGGCCAUGAUCGAACAAUGCAAGAUAUUGUCUAUAAGUUGGUGCCAGGACUUCAGGAAGCGGAGAUGAAGAAACAGAGAGAGUUUUAUCAGAAGUUAGGCAUGGAGGUGCCUGGAGACAUCAAAGGAGAACUGUGCAACGUAAAAACCCACCCGGACACUCCACGCAAUGGUGACCUGAAAUCAGAAAACCCAUCCAAUAAGGACGCAGGAGAGGAGAAAGCAGAGGAAGACAACGAUUACCACCGCAGCGAUGAGCAGGUGAGUAUCUGUCUGGAGUGUAACAGCAGUAAACUCAGAGGUCUCAAGCGGAAGUGGAUUCGUUGUUCGGCUCAGGCCACCGUUCUCCACCUUAAGAAGUUCAUCGCAAAGAAGCUCAACCUCACAUCCUUCAAUGAGCUGGACAUCUUAUGCAAUGAAGAAAUCUUGGGAAAGGACCAUACUUUGAAAUUUGUCGUGGUAACAAGAUGGAGAUUUAAGAAAUCGCCCCUCCUUCUGCAUUACAGACCCAAAAUGGAUUUGCUGUAGUCGGACAAAAGCGGUUGGUUGUUUUGACCCGGUGACUUUGGACUGUGCUACACGCUAUAUAUGCAGAGACCAUCAACUCCCACACCAAACAAAAAGCCUGUCUUUUCUGAGUCAACACAGACACGAGCCAGCAAACAACAAAACCAGCACAGCCGCUGCGACACUGGUGGCUUUUACCAUCUGUCCGUCCGCUAUAUGUCCUAGAUAUGUGAAAAAUUGAGAGAAAGCAUAUAUUUAUACUUUUGUAUAGAUGAGAGAAGUGGAACCAAGACUCUAUUGGUGCACUGUUUACACAUUAAAACAACAACAACAACAACAAAAAAGGUCAUGAGAGGAGGUUUAAAGGUUUUUUUUUUUGUACCAUUGGACUUUGUUCCCACCUCAACAAUGGGCAAAAGAUGGUGCUCUUUGUCUGCCAUCCUCCGUGGAAAUGUCCUCUUACACUGCUAACCAGGGGAGAGGAGGCAUUUCAAACUGACCGCUCUCUCUCAGGUCUUAUUCAACACUUCUUGGGAGCGCAGAAACUUUCUAAUCUUAUAUAAAGCGGUUUAUAUGAGUUCUGUAUUAACUCCGAUUUUCUUUACUUUUCGGCGUUGCUACAAGUGGAAUUGUGAAUAGGCAAAUUUAUGUGUAGUAUUUAUGUUAAAUUUACCAUAUUGUAUAUAAAAGUUGUUAACAGAGAGGAAUGGAAGAUGUUAUGAAAGACAGGAAGUGUGUGUGUGUGUGUGUUUGUGUGUGAAAGGUUAAAGGUUAGAUAACUAGAGACUGUUUAGAGUGAUUUUCCAAAAGUGCUAUAUUUUGAGCUGCAUUUAUGUAGCUACAUGUGAAAGGCAUAUAAAUACUAAAUUCAAGAUUCGUUAUGGCGUGAAUCUCACAAAAACAUGUCGGAGUCAUAUCCCCCAAUCAAAAGUAAUACAAUUUGAAAUGUUAUUUUGCAUUGUGACAUUAUUUUCAUGACAAUCAAGCACAUUUCCCCCAAAAAUUCUAAUAACAGUAAUGCGUUUGGAUAUCUUUUGUUUUUCUUUUUUUCUAUUCAAUAGUGGGAUUAGAAUCCAUUGUUUUCUUGUUACUGUAAUACUUUAUUUUUACUAUAUUACAGUAAAGAAUGACUGUAAUAAGAUUUUUUGUUCAUUUAAAUCAGCAUAAAGACAGUUCAACAUUGCUGCCAUGAUAUGUAAAUACUUACUAUUUAAAUAAAUUAUUAUUAUUAUUAUCAUCAUCACAUUACAGUAACAAGAAUGAGGUUUUUUUCAUUACUAUGAAGAAAAAUGGGGAGUACUUAAUUGUCAUGAAAAUGAUGCAACAAUCAAGCAUUCUUAAUAUUCUUUGAAAUGAUGCUUAAUUUUCUUCAAAUAAUAAUAAAAAUAAUAAAACAUAUAUUUUUUAUUUAUAAUGAUAUAUAUUAUUUUUUUGUGUGUGUGUGUGUGUGCACAUAUAUAUAUAUAUAUAUAUAAUGAAAUUAAUUUCUCUUUUGAUUUUGGUUGAAAUAUCAACUGGACAUGUUCAUGACAGGUUUUUAUGAGAUUCACCCAAUCAUUACAUCUAUUAUCAGUGCAGACUUUUCAUGAUGCAAAAAGCAUAUAUUUUGGUCCUUAUUAAUUUAGGAAGAUGUUUAGUUAUUAAAUGCAGCAGAGAUAUUAAUUGGAAGUGAUUUUGAAAUGCUUUAAUCAUCCAUCCCUCCCGAUCUUCAAUUUGCAGCUCUAGAAUCAUUAAGGAUGUGUAAUAACGAAUCCUUAUUAACUAAACUUACUUUAACAAACAGCCAACCUGCCCUCAUUAUAUACAUGUACGUCCAUCACUAUAAUCCUGCAGCCUCAAAUCCAAAAUGCCAUGCAUCAGCUUUUAAUUGAGACAGAAAGAUGAGUUAUUGAGUCCUUAUACUGACAUGAUGUCAGUCCUCCGCAGUACGAAUGUAACCCACAUAUAGCCGUCCAUAUGUAUUGUACAGCUCUUUAUUUUAGUGCAGUCUUUGUGCCAAAGGCUUAACACACCAUCCUGACUUCACUCUAUUCUGCAUGGCAAGCUGUACGAAUGGCAGAACGUAUACGGCAAAAUCCGCGUUUGACCGUAAUUGAUUUGAUACAAAGUGAUAUAGCGACGAUUUGUCUAGGUUAAUGUCCAGUCGUUAAAUUUGACUCGUUUCUUUUUUAUUGUUUAUUUUUGUGAGCCCCCUUUGAAGUUUGAAAUCUUUUGAAUCCAUUGUGCCCAACAAAGUGUCUAGAUGAUCAUACAUUAAAUGACUCUUAAUAGUGUAAUAUUUCAAAUAUUUCUUGGAUGAGCUAAUUGACAACAAUUUGAAUUAAAACAAGUUGCAUUAGUUUGUAAAACAGUAGAUGAUGCAGUAAAAAGUUAACUCAUUAUUGCAGUCCAUUUUAAAACGGGUAAAUGGCAAACCAGCUUCACCAAAUCUUUCUGGUUCAUUUCAUAAGUUAGUCUAUUAAUACGGAUGUUUUGUGUAUUCAAUAUUAUUGCAGUGUAUCCUUGCAAGCGAAACACUCGCCAGUGAAAUACAUCUGAACGGGACUGCCCUUGAUUCUGAUUUCUCAGUGUCUUAGAAUGUGAAUUAUACAAGUAUACAUCAUUUCUUGUGCUUCACAUUUUUAAAGAAGCGUAUUGUUUUGCUAAACUUCAUCACCGACAUGCUCUUGUGAAGAGGAUGCGGUCACAAUGAUUUCCAUUUAAGCAGUUUAUUCUCAUUUCCUGUUUCUUGAGUUGUUAAAUAUUGCAUUCUUGUAGUUUUCAGCCAUUUCAUGCGAACAUUCUAUGGCUAGCGUUCCAAACACAAACUUCAGGUUUAUUGCAAUGUGUCCUCAACGACUGGUGUAAAUGCAACAAUUGCAUGCUUUCACUGUUUCUAUUUAAUGCUUUUCUGACUCCAGCAUUUGGCAGGAAUGGCUGCGAGGGUCUUACUUUUGGGCGGUUGGUGUCAGAUGGGUCGUGGCCAUGGUGAAGGCUGGUGAUUCUCUUUUUUGAGCCAAUAAAUGGUGCUAAUGUUUUGUACUUUUUUAAAUAAAUAACUAAACAUGAUGCAGACCGAAAGCAAGUCUUAAAAUACUGGUAUUGUUCAUACCUGUCUUGCUUUUCCAAUGUGUUUGGUGCUCUUGAGGUUUUUGAAACUUAUUUUUAAACCCUGUCUUAAAAUAUUGAGGGAAGUUGGUUUGUGGAUUCAUGAUUUUUCGUUUACUGCUGUACCGGGAAACUCUUACAUUGGUGUAGUCGCACAAUAUGUCCAUCAUUGCCAUCUGCUAUCAUAAAGAACACUGGCAUUUAGAGGAAAUGUCUGCCUUGCAUCACUUUUUAAAGGGUUAGUUCACCCAAAAAUGAAAAUGUUGUCAGAAUUUCCUCCCCUUCAUAUCAUUCCAAACCUUCGGAAUUUGCAUUUUCUUUCUAAAAAUUACAUUUGUACUCCACUGACAGUUCGGUUAAGGGUUUGGGUUAGGGGCUGGAGUUAAUAAAAUUAGUAUUUCUGUUGGACAUUUCGCUCUUUAACUGAUUUGAAUUCGAAUUUACAUUGAGAUCGGUCUGGAAUGACAUGAGAGAGUAAAUAAAGUAAUAAUUUUCCUUUGUGGGUCAACUAGCAAACAUGGCAACUUGUUCUUGCGCUAGUCUAGUGGCCAUCACAAAAUUGUUGACUUUUUUGGGUGUAAGUGAUGAAGACUUCCUCUAUAGACUCCAGUAUUGUUUAAACCACCUCAAAGUUUAGGUUUGCUCUACCAGAACUUCAUUGUGCAUGAGCGGUGUGUUGGUGCUCUGAGGUGGAUUCACUACUCUGCAGUAUUGGGAUGGAUCGAUGCCCGUGCCAUGUUAUCAGGCUUGCAUUGAGACAUUAGCGCUACUUCACUUGAUAGGCAGGCUGCAGGAAGCUUACUGGAUAUCUGCUUUACUGCUUUAAAAGCUGUGGACUGUGUCCAGACUCAAGAUGCCAAGAUUGGAAGCUGGUAUCCUUAUCGUUUCUAUUUGCUAGCUUUUUGGCAGCAUUUGGUUCUGUGAGAAUGGUGCUUCGUGACUGACUUUUACUUUCGAAACUGAGUGACAAAUCUGGAGAUGAUAUCAGACUGAUCCAUGUGUGAAUCUCACAAAAGCUAUCAAGUGCAUGUCCUGGUCAUAUCUCAACCCUCAAUUAUAAGAUGGUGUAUUUCGCUUAAUGAAGCCUAUGGAAAGUCAUGGAAAUUAAUAGAAUCUGAAAUGUCAUGGAAAAGUCACGUAAAUUUCCUGAAAUUAAGAUGAUUUAAAUAGUUUUUUUUAAUGCCUACAAAUAUUUAAUAUUGUUCUUAUGUUAAAAGACAACUUUUUUGUAAGCCAUAUCGAUGUUUAAUUUGCCAGUAAAUUGUUCUUUUUAGUCAGUUCUUUUCAAUGAAUUAGUUGAAAUGGUUCUCAAAUCAGUCUAAAUGAUUCUUUGCAAAACUGCCUGAAUCAUGACUGGAAGCCCUGAACUGCACUGUAAAAAACAACAACAAAAAGACCCACGAGGUUAAUUUUUUUAUGUGCAUGCGAUUAUCUAAUCAGCCAAUCGUGUGGCAGCAGUGCUGUGCAUAAAAUCAUUCAGAUAUGGGUCAGGAGCUUCAGUUAAUGUUCACAUCAACCAUCAGAAUGGGGAAAAAAUUUGAUCUCAGUGAUUUGGAGUGUGGCAUGAUUGUCAUGAUUUUGUAUUUAUUUAAAAAAUUUUAAGGAAAAAAAGUAUUUGUAGGACAUAAGACAGUCAGUUACCUAAAAAAUAAAUUGAGGUAAAAUUGUAAUUAAUUGUCAUGAAAUAUUGCAACACAAUGCAAUGGUGAA